CCCGGUUACACCGAGGCUGUCGCAGAAACCGGAAACGGAAGUGUGCGUCCUCGGGCAGCUUGGUUUGGUCGCUCUGUUCAUCGGGUGUGAGAUACUUUUUACCUCUGUCGCCAGUCGGCCUGAUUGACUACGAGGUGACCCCGCAGGCUCCUGUUCCAAGGUCUAAGGGUGCCUUUCCCGCUCUUCUGCGCACUCCUGAUCUCUCCGGCUUCCCAGAACUUCCUAGCCGGGGGAGCCAUCGCCGCCCCUGGCUAUUUGCCUUUGCGGCCUCCUCCGACUUUCCAGCCUACUGGGCCGCAGGUGUUUUCUGGACCUCUGACUCUUGGUGCAUUAACAGAUCUCAAGUGUGGUAAGGGGAGAACUAGUCCAGUCUUGUCAGCUGGGGACCUGGGGAUACCAUCAUCCACAUCUGUAAAUCACAAGUCCAGUUUCAACUGCCCUGACUAGUGUGUGGACCAGACAUUAUUCAUCUGCUUCUAAACUGCCUGGUGCUCUGCUUCCACACCCGUCCCUCUUACUCAAGUGGAUUCUUGGGCUAAGAGUUGAUGUUCUCUGAAGAAUUCAAGAAGCUGGAGCAAGGAAAUGGAGCCUUCAUGUUAAUGGGUCCAGUCAUGCCUCGCAGUAAGAAUCCGGAAAGCUUGGCAAUUAUUGUCUCCAGUUCACUGAGUCUGUGUUAACCCGGGCAGCGGUUUGUCCAGGGUUCCUCAGAAAGACGAUGACCUCGACUUUCCUCUGCCUAAUAGCCAGUUAGAAGACGGGCCAUGGAAGAUGAAGAGCUGACCAACCUGAACUGGCUGCACGAGAGCAAGAACCUGCUGAAGAGCUUCGGGGAAUCAGUUCUCAGGAGCGUCAGCCCUGUCCAGGAGCUGGAUGAUGACGCCCCCCAAUCCCCUGCCCAUUCAGACAUGCCAUAUGAUGCCAGGCAGAGCCGCAACCACUGCGCCACCAGGGCUCCUCCUUACUCCUUUAGCGGCCUCUUAUUUAUGGCCAUCGAGGACUCCCCGAUGAAGCACCUGCCGACAACAGAAAUCUACAACUGGAUCUUGGAACACUUUCCGUAUUUUGCAAAUGCAUCUACUGGCUGGAAAAACUCAGUGAGGCGUAAUUUGCCAUUGAAUAAGUGUUUUAAGAAAGUAGACAAAGAGAGGGGUCAGGACUCAGUGGUCAUUGAGGAUGUGGCUGUGGUCUUUAGCCAGGAAGAGUGGGCUUUGCUGGAUCUUCCUCAGAGGAGACUCUACAGAGACGUGAUGAUGGAAACCUUCAGAAACCUGGCCUCAGUAGUCUCUCAAAACCUUAAUGAUGAAGAAAAGUUAUCCAGUGAACAUAUAAUGGUGCAAUUCAUGAAGAGUAACACCUGGUCCUCCAUAUUAGAAAUCUCAGAAUCGCAUAUGAAUAAAGAUCAGCAUAAAAACCAGAUGAAACAUUUAAGAAGUCAUACAGUAGAAAACCUCUGUGACAGAAAUGAAGGCAAUCAGUAUGAGAAAACCUUUGGCUGGAUUCCAAAUCUUACUGUGUUAAAUAGAAAUCAUCCUUUUGAAUGUUGUGAUUGUGGAAAAUUCUUCAUAGAUCACUCAUCACAUUACCAUCAUGCCAGAUCUCACACUGGAUGCAGUACCUGUCAGUCUAAGAAAUGUGGAGAAGCUUGCAGUUGCCCCCCUCACCUAACCACUCCUUUGAGAUCUCUUCCUGGAAAGAAACCACAGAAAUGUAAGGUAUGUGGGAAGGACUUCAUUUGUAUCUCAGCACUUAAGAAUUCUAUGACAACACUCACUGGUGAGAAACGCUAUGAAUGUAACAAAUGUGGGAAAUAUUUCUGUAGUUUUUCACUUUUUUGGACACAUGUGAGAAGGCAUAGGUGUGAAUGUAAAGAAUGUCAUGAAACCUGUAUUCAUCCUUCAUCUCGGGUUUUACAUAAAAAAUUUCCUAACAGAGAUAUGCCUCACGAAUGUAAGGAAUGUGGGAAAGCCUUUAGUCAAUUAUCACACCUCACUACACAUAUAAGAACUCACAAUGGGCAGAGGCCAUAUGAAUGUAAGGAAUGUGGGAAAGCCUUUAUUCAGGCCUCAGCCCUCACUAAACAUACAAGAACUCACAAUGGAGAGAAGCCUUAUAAAUGUAAAAAAUGUGGAAAAGCCUUCAGGUGUUCCUCACACCUCAGUGAUCAUAAAAGAACUUACAAUGGAGUAAGGAGUUGUGAAUUUAAGGAAUGUGGGAAAGUCAUUAGUCAGUCUUCACACAUCACUACACAUAUAGGUGCUCUCAUGAGGCAGACGCCUUAUGAAUGUAAGGAAUGUGGGAAAGCAUUUAAUCAGGCCUCAUACCUCACUAAACAUAUAAGAACUCACAGUGGAGAGAAGCCUUAUAAAUGUAAGGAAUGUGGUAUAGCCUUUAGUGAUUCCUCAGCCCUCACUACACAUAUAAGAAUUCACACUGGAGAGAGGCCCUAUGAAUGUAAGGAGUGUGGGAAAGCUUUUAGUCAGGCCUCACACCUCAGUAGGCAUUUAAGAACUCAUAGUGGAGAGAGACCUUAUGAAUGUAAGGAAUGUGGGAAAACCUUUAAUGAUUCCUCAGCCCUCACUACACAUAUAAGAACUCACAGUGGAGAGAAGCCUUACGAGUGUAAGGAAUGUGGGAAAGCCUUUAAGUGUUCCUCACACCUCACUGAACAUAAAAGAACACACACUGGAGAGAGGCCUUAUGAUUGUAAGAAAUGUGGAAAAGCCUUUAGUUGUUCCUCACACCUCAUUAAACAUAUAAGAACUCACAGUGGAGAGAGGCCUUAUGAAUGUAAAGAAUGUGGGAAAGCAUUUAAUCAAGCCUCAUAUCUCACUAACCACUUACGAACACACAGAGGAGUGAGACCUUAUGAAUGUAAGGAAUGUGGGAAAGCCUUUAGUCGUUCCUCACACCUCACUAAACAUAUAAGAAUUCACACUGGAGAGAGGCCUUAUGAAUGUAAGGAAUGUGAGAAAGCGUUUAGGUGUUCAUCCGACCUUACUAAACAUAUUAGAACUCACACUGGGGAGAGGCCCUAUGAAUGUAAGGAAUGUAGGAAAACUUUUAGUCAGGUCUCACACCUCACUACACAUACAAGAACUCACAGAGUAGAGAGACCUUAUGAAUAUAAAUAACAUGAGAAAGCCUUUAGUGAGUCCUCAUCCCUCAGUAUACAUAAAUGAACUCAGAGUAGAGAAAGGCAUGAAUUUAAUGAAUGUGGAAAAGCCUUUGGUCAUUUCUCAUACCUCACUUCACAUACAAGAACUCAGAGCUGGAGUGACUAUUCUAUAUCAAAAGUGUAAUGUUUCGUUCUUAAUGCUAUAAUUUCAAACAGCAAAUUUCUGAAAGUUUACGGUUGAAGAACAAAGUUUCUCUUUGAGUAAGAAAGCAAUACCAAUUCAAAGAAGGGAUCAUUAGAGCUACUUUGGGAAAAACGACAGUUUCGUUGUAACUGUAGGGCUAUCCUCAUCCAUGUUUGUUACUUUCUCAGUCCAAAUUAAGUUUUAUCUUUCUUAAAGCCUUUGGCUAUUACAAAUAAGGCUGUAGGGAAUAGCCUGAGCAAAUAUAUUUCUUUAUGUUUUAUUGAUGUCAUUUUACAUACAAUAAAAUACGCUGAUCCUGUAUUUGGCUUAAGAGUAUUUUGUUUUGUUUCCUUAUCACAUUUCCAUCCAAUCUUUCCUAUUGUUAACUAUUUUAGCCUUUAUAAUUAGUAUUUUUCUCAUGGGGCAGUACUUUGAGACUGCAAAUAUUUUUUCAUCAUACUUUGGCCUACUAAUUUUAGUACUCUUUGAUAAUUUUUUCCCAUGGUUAUUAUUACUGUGAUGUUUACCAAAUGAUAUUUUCUGCUCCAAUCAUUUCUCCUUUGUUUAUUAAUUGGAAUUCUGCAAGGAAUAGCUUUCUCUAUUCUCCCCUUUAUUUAUUUGUUUAUACCAGUAUAGGUUAAUUCAUAUUACUUUUUCUUUUCCUGGUUAAAUUGCCCCAGAUUUGGUUAGUAGAAGCUCCCGUAAAUAGGUUCCUGAAUCUUUUUGAGGUGUCUUCAUUAUAAUUUGUACUUU
Molecule: messenger RNA, 4052 nt
Organism: Loxodonta africana (African savanna elephant)
Lineage: Eukaryota; Metazoa; Chordata; Mammalia; Proboscidea; Elephantidae
Product: zinc finger protein 709-like
Exons: 6
Coding region: 762-3131 (789 amino acids)
Biological process (GO): regulation of transcription by RNA polymerase II
Cellular component (GO): nucleus
Molecular function (GO): RNA polymerase II cis-regulatory region sequence-specific DNA binding; DNA-binding transcription activator activity, RNA polymerase II-specific
Source: RefSeq, a predicted model, not a curated record